Molecule: messenger RNA, 760 nt
Organism: Dermacentor albipictus
Lineage: Eukaryota; Metazoa; Arthropoda; Arachnida; Ixodida; Ixodidae
Product: adult-specific rigid cuticular protein 15.7-like
Cellular component (GO): chitin-based extracellular matrix
Molecular function (GO): structural constituent of chitin-based larval cuticle
Source: RefSeq, a predicted model, not a curated record
AUGUGGCGAACCAACGCGCUGCGUAACCACCAAACGGGGGCGGGAUACCAAGGUCCCGGAUACGGAGGCGACUUUGGCCCUGCUGCAGGGAGUCCUUACAGAGGAUAUUCUGACUACGCCGCACCACCCCAGCCAUACAAUUCAGGAUACGACACGGUGGAUGAGUUCGGCAACCGGCAGUACCGCAGUGAGCAGGGCGACGCCAACAACGUGAAGACCGGUUCGUACGGAUACAUGGACGUGUACGGCCUGUACCGGCGUGUCAACUACGUCGCCGACGCCAACGGAUUCCGUGCCACAGUAGACACCAACGAGCCGGGCACAGCACCCGGAGCCAGCGCCGAUGUCGUGUUCAACGCCGCGCCGAUUGUCCCGCCGGUUCCCUCCGGAACUGCAGCUACUGCAGGAUACGGUGCUAGGGCGGCAGUGCCUGGCUACACGAACGGUUACGGCGGAUACGGUGCAUACGGAUACGGCCAGAAUGCUGCUGCUGCUGGUGGUGGUGGUGCCUACGGGUAUGGUGGAUACGGACGUUCCGGAUACGCUCCGUAUGGACAGGGGCUCCGAGGCUCGGGCUACGCUGGAUAUGGACGCCCCAACGGCUAUGGUGCUGGCUAUGGUGCUGGCUAUGGUGCUGGUCGAUAUGGUCCAGCUAACUACGGCGGACGGGCCGCCGGUCACCAUGGUUACCGCCGCCGUUAAUACCUAUUUCUACUAUAGCUGAGAAUAACGGCCCUCCUCGUUAUAUAUUAUCACCUCA